CGCAAAUUCCACACUCCUCAGAUUUCAUUCAAUCCCACUCUCCCUUUUCCCGCAAACAAUGGCCGCCAAAGGAGAGAAGAAACCCGCCGAGAAGAAGCCCGCCGCCGAGAAAUCCCCGGCCGAGAAGAAGCCGAAGGCCGGGAAAAAGCUCCCGAAGGAGGCCGGCGCCGCGGCCGGAGACAAGAAGAAGAAGAGGAACAAGAAGAGCGUGGAGACAUACAAGAUCUACAUCUUCAAGGUGCUGAAGCAGGUGCACCCCGACAUCGGGAUCUCCAGCAAGGCGAUGGGGAUCAUGAACAGCUUCAUCAACGACAUUUUCGAGAAAUUGGCGCAGGAGUCGUCGAGGCUUGCGCGCUACAAUAAGAAGCCUACGAUCACGUCGCGGGAGAUCCAGACUGCCGUGCGAUUGGUGCUGCCCGGUGAAUUGGCGAAGCACGCCGUGUCGGAGGGGACAAAGGCGGUGACGAAGUUCACGAGCUCUUGAAUUUGUGCGUUCGUGGUACCUAGGGUUUCGCGCCUCUGGGAAUUGUGGAUCUUCUGGUAUUGAUUUGAUUUUAAUUUCAGCUUGUAUAAACAUGAUGCUUAUGAAUCGUUUAAUGGAAAUUGGAGUUUCGAUUAA
Salvia splendens (bonfire salvia) is the source of this 619-nucleotide messenger RNA. RefSeq names its product probable histone H2B.1. Gene Ontology annotation, molecular function: structural constituent of chromatin; protein heterodimerization activity; DNA binding. Gene Ontology annotation, cellular component: nucleosome. The record is from RefSeq and is a predicted model, not a curated record. The transcript has a single exon. The coding region runs from base 59 to 484 and encodes 141 amino acids. NCBI's taxonomy places the organism in Eukaryota, Viridiplantae, Streptophyta, Magnoliopsida, Lamiales, Lamiaceae.